UGAUAAGAAGUGGCGCGCGCGAACGAGCUCUGGGCCUGCCACGUGCUCGCGGGUCUCCCACUCAGUCUCUUGCGCGCACACAACACACACACAUACACACACGGCACGAGCCCUGGGCUGACGGAGAUGCGCGCUGUAGUCUGAGGCGCGCUGCCGAGGAGAGAGAGGAUUCGCGGCGCAGGACGGCUUUAGACGGCUCUGGACGUGUUUGUGAACAUUUGGAGCGACCGGGCCUCCAGCACUGUCUGAAUUUCGUUGGGAAAUAAAGUUCUCCACUCAUGGAGGCUCUGAGCUCGCCCCUGCCCCCGGUCCGGGACUCCAGCUCUUCCCCGCGGCCUCCGGCCGACUUGCAGCCCUUCCCGGGCGGAGGAGGCUCGCUGAAGGCCAACACGGUGAGCGAGACGUGUCUGUACGGCGUGCCCAUCGUGUCCCUGCUGAUCGACGGGCAGGAGCGCCUGUGCCUCGCACAGAUCUCCAACACGCUGCUGAAGAGCUACAGCUACAACGAGAUCCACAACAGGCGCGUGGCACUGGGCAUCACUUGCGUGCAGUGCACGCCUGUGCAGCUGGAGAUUCUGCGGCGCGCGGGCGCCAUGCCGGUGUCGUCGCGCCGCUGCGGCAUGAUCACGAAGCGCGAGGCCGAGCGCCUGUGCAAAUCGUUCCUGGGCGCGCACUCGCCGCCCAAACUGCCCGAGAACUUCGCCUUUGACGUGUCGCACGAGUGCGCGUUCGGCUGCCGGGGCAGUUUCAUCCCUGCGCGCUACAACAGCUCGCGCGCAAAGUGCAUCAAGUGCGCGCACUGCGGCAUGUACUUCUCGCCCAACAAGUUCAUCUUCCACUCGCACCGCGCGCCCGACUCCAAGUACACGCAGCCGGACGCGGCCAACUUCAACUCGUGGCGCAGACACCUCAAACUCAGCGACAAGACCUCGUCGGAGCACGUGUGCCACGCGUGGGAGGACGUUAAGGCCAUGUUUAACGGCGGCAGCAGAAAGAGGACGGUACCGUUUGGCGGCUCGGAGUCGCGCUCUCCAAUGGGGGCUCUGCGCGCGGGCGGAGGUGGAGGUGGAGGCGCAUCCCCGGAGCUCGCGCGUAAAACACCGCGUUGCAGUAGUGGCAGUGGCGGCAGUGGUGCUGACAGUGUUGUCGUGGGCGCGGAGGACGAGCGCGCGAUUUCGGGCAUACGCGCGCCCUCCUACCCGCUCGUCCCGUUACCUAGCAAAGGCUUCGGUGCACUGCACAAGCUGCACGCGCCUUUCUUCCCGCACCCAUACGGAGGCUUCCCCACGUUUGGCGCGUGCCAAAAGAAAGAUGGCACCGGGGUUGGAGUAGGCGGCGGUGGCAGUGGCGGAGAUGAAAGCCGCGUGACCGACACGCACAAGGUGGCUACAGCGGCUACGGCAGCGGCGGCUGCAGCGGCGGCAGCGGCUGCGUUCUGGCCUGGUGCCAAGGACGCGGCGCUUUACCCGGCUUUCCCGGUGUUCUGGCCUACGGCGGGCGGCCUGCACGUGCCCGCUUAUCCACACCAGGCGCAGGCGCGCCUCAAGGCGCACACCGAUCUGGCACCGGAAUUGCGUGAGAGCGAGCGAAUAGGAGUACCGGUAGGAGCUGGUGGAGGAAGGAGCCCACCGGGAGAGAGUGAACGUGAACGCGAGCGCUGGACCGACGACGACAGGUCAGGAGAGGAAACAAGGUCGCGGGACAGUCACGUGAGCCACGUGUCCGCCUUCAGACCAGUGCUGAGGGACGCGGAGAGCAUCGCCAAGCUGUACGGCCACCGAGAGGCGCGCGCCGUCGGACCACCAGCCGGACACCUGUCUCCAGAGCUGGCGAGCUCGAGCUCCAGCUACAGGUCGGUGUCCCCAGAUGUGGACAGCGCGGAGGAGCCAGACGUGGACGUAGAAUCCAACCGAGCGCCCGAGGACGAGGAGGAGCUGCAGCACAGCCCGCUCAGAGAGCCACACCGACCUGCAGAGGAGGAGCCGCCGCAGGUCCGGAGCGCGAGCAGCCCGGAACCCGAGACCGGAGGAUCUACCGAGGAGGAACCGAGGGGCGAGACUGGCCCGGACAGAGACGCACCCGCGUGCGAGGUGUGUGAGAAGGACACGGCGGUGUGUUUGAACCCUGCGCUCGUGCCAGCACCCCCCAGAUACCCCCUCAGCCCACCACAAGAAUCCCACAGAUCCAGUAAAAGCUCAGUGGUGGAGGAGUGUGAAGCUCAGGAGCAACUGAAAGAGACUGGGAUGGAGGUGGCACUAAGGACUGAGAACAGAUUUCACUUCAUCCAGAAAGACUUCCAGAACAUGGCAAAAGAGGAACUCCAGAAGCAGCUGGUGGAGCAAAUGGAGCUCAGAAAGAAAAUGGAGCGAGAAUUUCAGAGCCUGAAAGAUCAUUUUCAGGACCAGAUGAAGAGAGAGCUGUCCUACAGAGAGGAGAUGGUUCAGCAGCUGCAUAUAGUGAGAGACACUUUGUGCAACGAGUUGGAUCAAGAGAGAAAGGCUCGUUAUGCAAUUCAGCAGAAACUGAAAGCUCACGACGCUAUACACCACUUCUCCUGCAAGAUGCUCACUCCACGCCACUGCACUGGGACAUGCACCUUUAAACCACCCCUGCUGCCACCUUAACCAGUUCCACCACUGCUCUCCACACACAGCACAACCACCAGACCUCUCCAGGGACCCUCCGUUCUGAUUCAGAACAGACUAUUCUUCAUAGAAACUUUCCAGGAACUUUCCAGGAACUGCUAAGAAGUGUGCAGGCCUCCAGACGGCUCUGCAAAUUCUGCUAAAACUGGACUUCAGAGAAGCUCAGCAGAGCAGAUGCCACUGGUUCGGAGUGGAAUAGGUGAAUUAAUUGAUAUAAAUACUGUAUAUGUAUCAUAGUAUGACAAUAUAUGUACAAUAGUAUGAAAUACAUUUUUUUCUUAAAAUGCCACAAAGUACAAAAAAAAUGUGGCCAUGUGCAAUGUGGAACUUCAAAACCUGUAAUUAAUUAUUUAUUCUUAAACGUUCAUAAUUCACGUGUUUUUACGUUAAUUUUUGUUUUUUCUCUCGCUCCAAACUUUCACUGAUUCACUGAUGAAUUCACGAACGUGCUCUCCCAAAUGUAUAUGUAAUAUUUAUAUAGAGAUAUAUAAGCACUUUAAGCCUGGGAGAAAAAAAUGAUAAGACCUACCUAAUCUUACCUAAUUUAUUCUGCCUUUAAAUUAAAUAAAUAGUAAUAAUAAUACUAAAAAAACAUAUUCAGCUGAAUUAAAUGAAAUGAAAUGACUCGUGUUUAGCAUUUCUCGCUGUGUACAGAGUAAUGAAGAGUUCUGACCCAAGCACUUAGUCCAGUUCUCCCUGAAACACAGCUCAGAGCUCGGGGAAAAGCUGUCACUCUCUCCUACGUGGCUCCUCUGCUGUGUCCCAUGACUUUUGGCGUGUUAUUCUUUCAAGAAUAAAAUCAUCUGUUGAUUCAUCAACGAAUAAAAUUUCCAUUAGAACAUUAAUGUGAUGUAGAGAAUUAA
Messenger RNA from Astyanax mexicanus (Mexican tetra), 3508 nucleotides. It is a transcript of the gene skor1a, whose product is annotated as SKI family transcriptional corepressor 1a. Gene Ontology annotation, cellular component: transcription regulator complex; nucleus. Gene Ontology annotation, biological process: negative regulation of transcription by RNA polymerase II; negative regulation of BMP signaling pathway. Lineage: Eukaryota; Metazoa; Chordata; Actinopteri; Characiformes; Acestrorhamphidae. The record is from RefSeq and is a predicted model, not a curated record. The coding region runs from base 279 to 2624 and encodes 781 amino acids. Gene Ontology annotation, molecular function: RNA polymerase II cis-regulatory region sequence-specific DNA binding; DNA-binding transcription factor activity, RNA polymerase II-specific; SMAD binding. The transcript has 9 exons.